GUGAUCUCAGAAAGACGUGUCUGAUGUCAACGAGCGCUUAAAAUUUAAUUUGACUUGAACAAAAAAAGAAACAAACAAAAUAAUUAGAGAAUAUAUUACAAGUGUUUUAUUUUUUUUUGCCUUUGUAUAACAUGACAAGCAAAAGAGAGAGCAAACAAUUUAAAAAUUAGCAAAAAUUAAUCAGGCAAUCAUUUAAUUAAAAACAAAUUUUCCAAUUACUAUUGGAAAAACACUUUAUAAUCAAGUGCUAAGGAAUUAAAACAAAUCAAUUUACAAACAAGGAAUACUAACUACAAAUAAAAGUGCAAUGUUUUAAAUAAAAUAAAAAAAAUAAAGAAAAAGUUCUUAAUUGACAAAAAAAUAUAAAAGAAAUUAAUUUAAACAAAAAAAUAUUUUUCCAGUGUUAAUUAAAAAUAAAAAAAGACUGUUGUUAAAGCAUUAAUUUCAUUUUAAAACUACAAACUUUAUGUUGAAAUUGUCAUCUUCAGGAAUGACAGUCACUGGUUUACGUGGGAAUAUGACUAGCCCGACGGUACCGCCGCAAACAGCUAUGAACACUACUACCAGCUCCACCACAGUUGUUGUUGCACCACUCAACACAACUACUACAGCUUCAUCACUGGGGGCCACCACACCCACCUCGCCCUCGGCCCUAAUUAUGGCCCAUCAACAGCAUUUAAGGAAUUUACAGCAUUCCCAUCAUGCCAUCAACAAAACCACAUCGAGACUUAGUAAUUUUAGCGUGGCCUCUUUGCUGGCCGACACAAGGCCACGUACGCCACCCUGCAGCGGAGACAAUGGCUCACAAACGCUACCCACAAAUCUAUCGAGUACACCUUCGGCCGCUACUUCACCCGUAUCACAUGAAUCGACCUCAUCACCUGCCUCACCAAAUCAUCAUCAACAUCAUCAGCAUCAGCACAACCAACACAAUCAGUCCCAGCAACAUAACCAGUUUCAUUCCGUAGCCAUGGCCCACCAUGCCAAUUUACUGCAUGCCGCCCAAGCGGCAGCGGCGGCUCAUGCCCAACAUCAACAUGCGGCUGCCAUGGCAGCGGCGGCAGCUGCUGUUGGUGCCAGCAAUCCCAAUGGACCACAUUUAACACAUCAUUUGCCUAAUCACUUAAGACAUCCGCUAAAUCCCAGUGGCAUGCCAACAGCUGGUUCCCUGCUCAUACAAACCAACACCUCUCCCUCACCAAAUAGCAACAAUCCCUCGACCACCACACCGCCCGCUUCCUCGGCCAGUUCCACGGCCAACACCGAGUGCAAUGUCAAUUCAACUACCUCCACACUACCGACGGCGAAAAGUGAACGUCAUUCGCCCAUUGGUUCAUCCAUAGACUCUGAAUUGGAAUACGAUGACGAGCUGAAUGAACACGAUCUGGAGCAUGAUGAGGAGGAGGAUUCGAUAGUCGAUAUCGAAGACAUGAAUGCUGAUGAUUCACCGCGUUCCACACCUGAUGGCUUAGAUUCCAGUAAGUCGCCCGAUGGCCAUGGUUCUCUGCCCAAUUCACCACAUUUAUUGUCACCCGCCGCUUUAGCAGCUUCCGGACAUGUGCCCAUAAGACCGACACCAUUUAGUGCUUUAGCUGCCGCAGCAGUAGCCUGGGGUGGUAUUGGUGGUGGCGGUGUACCUUGGCCAGGAGCCAGACAAAUGCCACCAUUCGGACCACCAGGUUUAUUUCCCGGUCAAGGUUUUGGCGGAGGAGACAAUAAUGAACCUCCUCGCAUUAAGUGUAAUUUGCGCAAACACAAGCCGAACCGCAAACCCCGCACACCCUUUACCACCCAGCAGUUGCUGUCGCUGGAAAAGAAAUUCCGUGAGAAACAGUAUUUGAGUAUAGCGGAGAGAGCGGAAUUCUCUUCCUCUCUAAGAUUGACUGAAACCCAAGUGAAAAUCUGGUUCCAAAAUCGUCGGGCCAAGGCGAAACGUUUGCAGGAAGCGGAAAUUGAAAAAAUUAAAAUGGCUGCUUUGGGUCGUGGUGGUCCAGGGGCUCAAUGGGCCAUGGCUGGCUAUUUCCAUCCCAGUUUAAUGCAUUUGGGUUAGGAAACUCAGCAAUCUUAAACCCCUACCACACAAACACACACAGAAAACACCAAAGUUCUCCCUUUCCCCCGAUCACUGCUACAUUUUUCGACUACUCCCCCCCACAAAAAAACGAAAUCUUUCAAAGAGUAAACCCAAAACUUGCGCCUAUAUAAUUUUAUUUAUAUAUUAUAAAAUAAACCCCAAAUUGCUGUGAUGUUAGCGCAUUUUAAUUGUAAAUAUUUUAUUUAAAAAGAAAAAUCACAAAUCUGUAAAAAUUUUGUAAAUUAAUCACCAGAAUUAAAUCUAAAAAAAGAAACAAACACAGAAAGCACUAAA
Molecule: messenger RNA, 2368 nt
Organism: Calliphora vicina (urban bluebottle blowfly)
Lineage: Eukaryota; Metazoa; Arthropoda; Insecta; Diptera; Calliphoridae
Gene: Dr
Product: muscle segmentation homeobox protein Drop
Exons: 2
Coding region: 467-2050 (527 amino acids)
Biological process (GO): embryonic morphogenesis; regulation of transcription by RNA polymerase II
Cellular component (GO): nucleus
Molecular function (GO): DNA-binding transcription factor activity, RNA polymerase II-specific; RNA polymerase II transcription regulatory region sequence-specific DNA binding
Source: RefSeq, a predicted model, not a curated record